Molecule: messenger RNA, 1574 nt
Organism: Haliotis rufescens (red abalone)
Lineage: Eukaryota; Metazoa; Mollusca; Gastropoda; Lepetellida; Haliotidae
Exons: 5
Coding region: 797-1483 (228 amino acids)
Source: RefSeq, a predicted model, not a curated record
AUGUGUUUAUUUCUUCCAUACAGCUAUCAAGUCAUAAGGAUGCGAGCGUGACAUUACCCACGGAACGUGGUGGAGCCGAAUCGUGCUAGCCAUCGCAAACAGCAUCUGUCAGUUAGCCCUUGAGUCUUGUACCGCAAACACUGGCCGGGGCAGUCUACUCCAGCACCGCAGUGGAAAAAGUUUUACGAUUAUAGAGGAAUAUUGUUUCAGAUGUUGAGGCAUCAAAGACGAACAAGUGUGCUUCCUCAUGUUUCGCCACUGCAUCAUGCAUCCAUAAAUUCCUCAUCUUGUAUUCACGGUUUUUUAUGAUAUCAAAGAGUUUUGACUUUCCCAGGGUGCAUAUGUGCAACAUUCGGACACCUACGACGAAAUUAUUGGAAACGAUUAGAAGUACUUCUCGUUCUCCACAUGCAUUGCAUGGCAACUACACAAUCACGAACGUUCACAUGAAGAGAAUCGCCCGUUCGACUUAUCAGUGAAACAGAUCUUCAAGUUGUGCCAGUGUAGGCCGUCAAAGAAGGCCGUCGUUCUGGAGGCAGGACAUGGUGUUAUAAAGAUUAUAUUUCACACGUUUACAUCACUCCUCAACGUUUUUAUAUCGGCGGAAUAUCAAGCGCUUUCACGCGUUGACUCAAUACAAUUAAGCCACGUGGGCACUUUUGGCGCCCAGUCGGAAGGAAACUACACCGGCAAUUUGAGAGAGGCUUGGUUCGCAUAGAAAAGCUUGUGUCAAAACACACACCACGUAACUUGGAGUUGCCCAGCUUUAUUAGUUCUUGUCGAAUCUUGUUCAAAGAUGAAUCUAAUUGAGAUUUCAGGAAUUCUUUUAUGGAUAUGCGUGCGAUACACCCUGGGGAAUGAUGGCUGUAAACUUGACGCCUUUCAGCGCUGCUUCCAGUCUCAGUUGAUGGACAUGAGCGGACCAGACAGUGCCCGUAGUAUGUGCGUUCGUCAAAGGUUGUCAAAGUCGUUACAAUGCAUGGAGAAGAUAAAGUCAGAGUGUGAAACGGAGCUGAGACGGACCAUCGAUACGGCCGCGUGGAAAGAAGCUGUGGCAUUAUAUUGUGACAACACUGAUCUCUUUGCUGACAACGUCAAUUGCACUCAACGGGUCCGGCCUUUUAUGAGGACGUGCUCAACGUCGCGCAUGAUACACUUCGCUCAAAGGAUAGCAAGGAGAAAUAUUACCAUGACCGACCCCAAGACAGGGAUGCAGCUCACAUGCGAACAUAUAGAGGACACAUUGGAGUGUGUGGACAGUAAGCUGACCAGGAAGUGUCCAGACAAUGCCCGGAACGUCCUCAUGAAGGUCAUCCGUCUAUUCAGCCAGCCAACGUGCAUGUUCGGACCGUACGUGGACACGACCGUGCCUCCAACUCUCUCUACACCAUCACAGCAAGAGACCAUCACCAAUACUAGCUCCAGGAUGACAGCGGCAUAUAUUAUCGUGUUGGCUUUAGGUCUAGUGCACUUGUUGUGGUAGCUGAUGAUAAUGAAAGAGUCAAUGUUAUUAUAUGAAUGGUUUUAAUAUUAUAAGCAGCAGUGUAGAUUAUACCAAAUUGUCCUUCUUUGAA